AUGCAAGAUGUGUUGGAUGAGGACUCGGAUAUGAGCGACUGGCUGGUAGAGCGGGAAUCGAAGUCCGGUGUGGUGCUGCACGACAGGCUCAUGACCGACGCGGCGUUGGGUGCGGUACCAAUAAAGACAGAACACUCGUAUAGCCUACAUUCAGAUGUGGAAUCGUCGCCACCUUCACCAAACCACACCAAAGUAGACGAUAUGGAAGACGAAUGCUAUCCAACAAUCCCAGCCAGCGCGUGGCGGAGCAGGCGACGGUCAAGCUCAUCGCUAACAGAAGUGAAGGCUGAGCCCAAGUCGGAGCCCGAAUCGCCAGCCUCCUCAUGUCCCCCCUCGCCUACACCUGGCACGCCCCUCACACAACUAGACUACGUAAUUGACCACACGACGGGAACAAUUCACAUGCCACAAGCAGUGCUACAAAAGGUGGGCGCGGCGGCGGUGCCCCAGCUGCUGUUAACCGCGGCGCCACGUAUAGCCAACUCGCUCAGCAGCAACAAACUCUCCAUCAAAGUCACUUCCAGCUCAGGCGCAUCAGGCUUCAACUUACCACCGACGCCGCCGUCGUCGCUGUCGUCGUCGGACAGCGAGGGCGCGCUGUCGCCGGCGCACGAGCCGAGCGCGGCGCCCGCCCCCGCCGCGCCCGCCCGCCGCGCGCACCUCUACGUGUCGCAGCACUCGCGGCAGCCCAUCAACACGCCGCUCAUCAGCAGCCAGCCGAAAGGAUCUACAGGCACCUUGGUACUAACAGAAGAAGAAAAGCGCACAUUACUAGCAGAGGGAUACCCGGUACCAACACGUCUACCUCUCACAAAAGCCGAGGAGAAAUCUCUUAAGAAGAUCAGGAGGAAAAUUAAAAAUAAGAUAUCUGCUCAAGAAAGUAGACGCAAGAAGAAGGAAUACAUGGACCAACUAGAAAGGAAGGUAGAAAUAUUAGUGUCAGAAAAUUCGGACUACAGGAAGAGGGUGGAGACGUUGGAACAAAAGAAUGCAAACUUGCUCAGUCAAUUGGCCGCCCUCCAGGCCCUCGUCACUCGCAAUGCAAGAAAGUGA
This is a messenger RNA of Parnassius mnemosyne (clouded apollo), 1053 nucleotides long. Lineage: Eukaryota; Metazoa; Arthropoda; Insecta; Lepidoptera; Papilionidae. The record is from the annotation of a GenBank genome assembly.